This is a messenger RNA of Aspergillus ochraceoroseus IBT 24754, 805 nucleotides long. RefSeq lists its product as uncharacterized. Lineage: Eukaryota; Fungi; Ascomycota; Eurotiomycetes; Eurotiales; Aspergillaceae. The transcript has 2 exons. The record is from RefSeq and is a predicted model, not a curated record. The coding region runs from base 244 to 486 and encodes 80 amino acids.
AACCAAGCCAGAUUCCCCCGCAUUUUCCCAAUUACAUCAUGAAACGAAGCAAGCAGCAAAUGUUUUCUUCUUCCUGUCAUUCUCCUCCAUCAGACCUACCACUUGAAUCCAUCCUAUAUUUUGCCUUCGAAAUCAAUCACUAUCCUGCGACCUUUUUUGCCCGCAUCCCAUCAACCCGCUUUUCAGUACACUCGUACUCUGACCCGGAACUACUAUAUAACCCACCCUGUAAAUCGUCACACUAUGGUCCUUGCGCGCGCCGCGAUUGUCCGUGCAUCCGUCAGGGGCAUCAACGCCAUCGGAAGAAACCCCACCCAGCAAAUUGGACGACGCACCUACGCCGCGGCCUACAAGACGAGGAAGACGAGCGAUAUGCCGUGGAUGCUUAUAUCCGUUGCGGUUGCUGGGCCCGGGGUGUGGUAUUUGUAUGAGCCUCGCCCCGCAAAGACCGGUCACCAUGAGAGCCACGGGGAUGAAAAAACAUGAAGUGGUGGCGGACCUUGAUAAUUGGGCCCAGGAGCUCGGAACGAUGGGGAUGGGUCUAGUCGCUUAAUGCUAUGGUUAUGAUAUGUGACGGCGACUCAAUGGAUUUAUGGAAUACGGUAAGCCUUGUGCAGGACCAGAAUGUAUCGAAGAACAGCCAUAUCGCCCCGACAGGAGUCGGGGCAUGUUUUGCAUUUGCAUUAGCAUUAGUAUUAUUAGGAACGUUAAUGAGUAGCUACCCGAUUAUAACCGCUCCUUCAUGAAUCAUCACUAUAUCCAUUGAAUCACACUCUUUUUGACGCAAGAUGAGCCAGCGUGGUAC